This is a messenger RNA of Sporothrix schenckii 1099-18, 3069 nucleotides long. RefSeq names its product hydantoinase/oxoprolinase. The record is from RefSeq and is a predicted model, not a curated record. NCBI's taxonomy places the organism in Eukaryota, Fungi, Ascomycota, Sordariomycetes, Ophiostomatales, Ophiostomataceae. Gene Ontology annotation, molecular function: 5-oxoprolinase (ATP-hydrolyzing) activity. Gene Ontology annotation, biological process: glutathione metabolic process. Gene Ontology annotation, cellular component: cytosol. The transcript is spliced from 3 exons. Bases 1 to 3069 code for a protein of 1022 amino acids.
AUGGCAUCACUAAAUCGCCCAGUGCGCAUCGGGAUCGACGUAGGAGGAACGAACACGGACGCCGUCGUCCUGGAUCCGGCGCAACGGGCAGCACCGGACCGCGGCGUGCUGGCCUUCCACAAAACGCCCACGACCCAUGACGCCACGUCCGGUGUCGUGACGGCGUUGAAGGCCGUGCUGGAGGCGUCCGAGAUCAAUCGGUCGCGCAUUGCAUCCGUCACAGUUGGCACCACGGCGUUUCUGAAUGCCGUUAUUGAGCGCAAUCCCCGCCGGCUGGAGCGCGUGGGCGUGCUGCGCUUGUCCCAGAGCUUCCUGCGCGACAUCCCGCCACUGAGCGACUGGCCCGCGGAUCUGGCGGCGCUUGUGCGAGGCUACGUCGGCUAUGUCAACGGCGGCCUGAACAUUGACGGGUCCGAAGAGGCGCCCAUUGACGAAAGCCAGGUUGUGAGAGAGAGUCGUCAGUUCCGGGCGCACGGUCUGCAGGCCAUUGUCGUCGCUGGCGUGUACGCACCAAUUGACCAAACAUUCCAUCAGGAAGACCGAGUCCGGACGAUCUUGCAACGCGAGCUGCCGGGCGUGGACGUCGUCUGCUCGCAUGAAGUUGCCAAUAUCGGCUUCCUCGAGCGAGAAAAUGCGGCCAUUCUAAAUGCGGCCAUCUUACGCUUCGCCCGUCGGUCAAUCAGGCAAUUUGAGCAGGCCCUGAGCAACGUCGGACUUGCCAACUGCCCGCUGUAUCUGACACAGAACGACGGUACCGUCCUCGACGUGGCCGCGGCGUCACGUGUUCCCAUCCGUACCUUUUCCUCUGGCGUCACAAAUUCCAUGCGCGGUGCGGCGUAUCUAGCUGGCCUCACCCGAUCUGCACAGGCAGAGCAAGGCAGCGGCGGUGCGGUGGAUCUGGCAGGACAAGCCGCGAUUGUCGUGGACAUGGGCGGGACAACCACCGAUGUCGGCGUCUUGUUGCCGUCAGGACUUCCACGACCAGCAGCCACAUAUGUGUCUGUCGGAGGUGUUAGCGUUAACUACGCCCUGCCGCAUCUGCAUUCCAUCGGUCUCGGUGGUGGCUCGCUGGUGAGUCUCGCAAAACCGGACGGCCCAGCGGUUGUUGGACCGGCGUCCGUGGGAGCCCAUCUUGAGCGCAGUCUUCUCUUCGGUGGCCGGACGACGACAGCAACCGACAUCGCCGUCGCUGCGGGCCGGGCGCGCAUUGCAUCUGUAUCGGACGUGCCUGCUACAGUGACCGGCCUCGACAGAACCCUGGUAGAUGCGGUGCUGGAGCGCGUUGGUGUCAUGCUCAGCCAAGCCAUCGAUUUCGUCAAAACGUCACCGCUGCCACUUCCCGUCUUGUUGACCGGCGGCGGGUCCAUCCUGGCCCCAGGUGAUAUCGCUGGUGCGUCAGAGGUAAUCCGGCCGCCGUUUUAUGACGUGGCCAACGCGGUCGGUGCGGCGUGUUCUGGGGUUGGCGUGACCGUGGACACAAUCCGGAGCAUCAGCGAGAAAUCUACUACCGAGAUAAAGGAGGAAGUGGCGCAGUUGGCCGUGGAUCGUGCCGUUGCGCAGGGUGCCGUGCGAGACUCUGUGUAUAUUGCCCAGGUGGACGCCAUACCCAUCCCAUACCUCGACAACCGCAUGCGCUUCAUCGUGACGAGCAUUGGCGAUUUGGACCUGACGGCUGCCGCAGCAACUGCCUCCUCACAAGCGUCACAAGCCGGCCUUAUCGACGUCGAAGCUUACACAGAGACCGAGGCCGAAUUUCAAACGACAGAAGAACAAGGGCCUAGCGUGACGCGGGAGGACGCCGUUGACGUCGAAUCGUACACACCAAUCGUAGUGCGCAACAAGACCACAGGCGUCGCAGAAUGGCUGCUGACCAAGGCCGACAUCGACUUUUUGGCCGACGGCUGCUACGUGCUCGGGUGUGGCGGCGGGGGCAACCCCAGCGCCGGCCGUCUGCAGCUUCAAGAUCUUCUAGAUGCUGGCCACCGCGUGAGGGUGGUGGAUGCCGCGGACGUGUCCGCUAUCGCCGACAAUGCCCAGGUCUACUGGGGCGGCCGCAUGGGUUCGCCCGCCGCCAUCGCGGAACGCCUGCAGGCCCACGAGACCGUGCUCGCGAUCCGCGCGCUGAUGGACUACUUGCGGCACGACGACUUGGACGCGGUGGUCGGGCUCGAGAUUGGCGGUGCCAACGGGCUCGAGCCGCUGCUGUGGGGCUCGUCGCGCUUCUUUGACCGCCCCGUCCUCGAUGCCGACUUUAUGGGCCGGGCCAACCCCAUGUGCUGGCAGACCACGCUGACCGUGCACCAGCCCGGCCACUUCUGCCCGUGUGCCAUUGAUUCGGGCACCGGCCGCACCCUGCUGCUGACACGCGCGCCACGCGACGAAGAUGUCGACCGUCCUCUGCGGGGUGCCUUGUCGGAGCUGGGCUCACUCGUGGGCUUGGCGCCUGCGCCGACGACGGGUGCUGCUGUUCGCCAAUUUGCCGUGCAACGCAGCUUGUCUCUGGCCUGGCGCAUCGGACGUGCCAUUGCCCUGUCCGUGGCUCGCCACGACGCGGUGCGCGCCGCUGAGACGGUGAUCCGCGAGCUCGGCGGCGCAACGAGUGCACGCAUUCUCUUCCGCGGCAAGAUCACCUCCAUCGAGCGGACACUGCACAAGGGCUUGUCCGUCGGUGUCCUACACAUUGCGGCCACUUUCGAUGACGAUGAAGGCGAUGGUAGAGAAACCUCUGUAGCCACGGGCGGGACCCUUCGCAUCCCCUUUGUCAACGAAAAUAUCCUCGCGGAGCACGUUCGCGAUGGCGCUGAUGGCUCGUCAAAGGUCAUUGCUACCGUCCCAGACCUGAUUGCGCUGCUGGACCGUGACAAUGGAAAACCGGUCGGCGUCCCCGAGUACCGCUACGGUUGUCAUGUCGUCGUGCUAGGUAUCGCCUGCUCGCCGCGCUGGACAGAUACGGGGCGCGGCAUCGAGAUCGGCGGCCCGCACGGCUAUGGCUACGACAUUCCGUACAAACCGCUUGGCACGUUCCAAGAACCACACAGUGUUAUCCAGCAAUAUGCUCCGCCUAAAUAA